Symbiodinium sp. CCMP2592 is the source of this 901-nucleotide messenger RNA. The record is from the annotation of a GenBank genome assembly. NCBI's taxonomy places the organism in Eukaryota, Dinophyceae, Suessiales, Symbiodiniaceae.
AUGAUCACUGGUGAUACGAUGUGUUUGAAGCACAGGGAGAUGAUGGAAGAGGGCUUGGAUGGGACAGCAGUCUAUGUGUGCGUCAAAAUGUACUCCCGUGACCUGAACCUGAGCCAGCCCCCGGUCAAGGUUGCGAGCAUGGCCCAGAUUGCAUCAGUAUUCCCCGAAAUCCCACGUGGUGUUCAUGCUGCAGUUGAGCUGUCUGGCGUCCAGAUUGACACUUUCACAAAAUUGUCAGACCUGGCAGACAAGUAUGGCAUGACAGAAGCUGCCAAGGCUUUGAGAGGGAUUGUGUUUGUGAGGCAGUCCUGCAGUCCGGCAGUCCGCUUCAACAGUGUCCCCAAGAUGCAGAGUGGCUCCGGAGUUGCCCGGACAUGUCGGCUGGAGAUCUUCGGAUUGACAGUCAUUGGGAUCCUCCAGUCUGAACUGUUUUGCCAGGGACCUCGUGAUCUUCAUGUUUUGGAAGUCUUCAGUCUUUCCAAGACACUGGUCAAUGCGGCAGAAACACGUGGGCUGAGUGCAGAGAGUUUCGACUACAUGAAUCCAGGGCAAGGGGACGUCUUGUCAGAGACUGGUUUUCAUCAAGCAAUUCGGAUGGUCAUGCGGUUGAAGGAAGCUGGUCUGAUGUGUAUUGCACCCGAUUGUUCCAGCUUUUCUUGGGCAUGCUCAAGUAAGACCAAGCGCACCAAGAAAAACUUUGCAGGAGACACUGGCAAUCCCACUGUCAGGCAUGGGAACUUCAUGGCUGAGGUGUCGUUCUUCCUGUUUGUCUUGGCAGCAGCACGCGGUGUAUAUGUUUGUUUGGAGAACCCAGUGGGCUCGACACUGUUCUCAUACCUGAAGGCACACAUCUUAGCGCUGGAUGCAGUCCUCAGUCCUCUGUUCUUGCUUGUUGACCGCU